AUGGAAGAGCAGAUGGCCGAAAUGCGUAGGGAAACUGAGGACAAGUCUAAGGUGAAGUGUUAAACACUCUUUCACACACACACAGCGUAGUAGAUCACCUUUAACAUUUACUGUUAACACAGGCAGACUCGGACAGAGCCGAGCAUAUGCAAAUUGCAGCAGUCUCCAACCACACUAUCAACUUGUUCAUACUUGCACUCAUUCAUGUGUGCAGGUCUUACAAUCAGCAAAGCGGCCAAGUCCAACUGCACCAUUGUCUGUCUGACCAUGAGAUCCACUGCUCUCUGCUGACGAUUGGGUGUAGCUGUAUAACUCCGGAGGAAACAAGGCCAAAGCAAAGUGGUCCCUGAUCCAAUUACCUGGCUAGACUUAAAUGCUAAAAGUGUAAACAUCAAUGGAAUCUUGCUCACUGACCAUGACUGCACUCUUUUUUGGGUGGUUUUGAGAUUUUAAACUUGUGUAAUGAACAAUGUUGCACUUUCUGAUUGAUUGCAUGUCUUACAUCUGCCCUCUUUCAUUCCAGGAACUAGAAAGACAAAAGCACACAUGCACAGUACUGCAGCACAAACAAGUGGAGUUAAAAGAGGGAAUCCGCCAAAGAGAUGAACUCAUAGAGGUAUGGCUGCACUAAGAAAACCAACAUUUGGUGGCCAUCCAUUUACACCUACACCUCUUUCUACACUUCCAUUAUUUACAGUCCUGUAGUCUGUGUACUGCAGUAGCUUGAUGAAGAUCCAUAGUGUGAGACUACACUUCUCUCUCUCAUAGUCUCACACUCAUCCCAGUGUCUCCUCUCCUCUGAUUCAUCGUUUUCUCUGUCUGGUCUUUGUCACAUUUCUUUGCCUUGUUUCUCUAUACUGAAAUUAUCUCUAAUCCAGAUCAUUUUCUGGCCACCUUACUUUUCAUCACUCUCUCACUCUCACUCUAUCACUCAAUUUCUAUUCAAGGCUAUCUAUAUUUUUAUGUUUCAUCCUCUAAUUUCUCCUUUCAUAUCUCUUUCCAUCCUUUUCAUCUAUUUUAUUCUGUUUUUCAUUCUAUUUUACCCUGUAUCCCAUUUCACUCUCUCUGUACGCAAUACCACUACAGGAAAACCAGCAAAUCCAGAAUAAGUUAGAUACCCUCACCAGAGACGUGUUUGACCUGCAGGAAACGAUAAACUGGAAGGACAAAAAUAUUGGGGUAGGAGGUCACGCUAGGGACUGAAGGAUUGUGAGAGGCAAUAGAUGUGCACAGACAUGUUCAGACAGCUUGUGUUGUUUUGGUUUGUAUGUUUCUCUCUGACCAAAUGAAAAUUGAAGGGUUGUGUUUAGAUUAAAAUGUAAGUGUACAUUCGUUCACACCCUCCUCACGUAUUUAAAAGCAUUGGGUUGGUGCAAGCAUGGCUGGAGGGAGUUUCCACCAUAUUCCUUACAUCAGUCCAAUUCCUUUUAAAUCCAUGAGGGGCAGUCUUACUAGUGUAAAAUUCAGCAGAAGGGUAGAGAAUCGGACCACCCAUAUCAACCUGUAGAGUUGCCUGAAGGAAACUUGGUGCUGAUUCACCGAUCAAUUAAAUCUGUAUUAGGUAAUCGACUGGUCCUAAACGUUUAUUGCCUCUCAUAGUUGCAUGACAGGGAACCUGGAUAAUAGCCAGUAGUUGUUGGACCAAUUCUAAUUCACAGUUUGGAGUUUCCCCUAAAUGUGCAUGUGAUAUGAUGAUUGUGGGCUCACUAAUUUAAUACAGUUUGGAUGCUAUAGUCAUGAUAGGUUCAAAUGUAGGUUUUGUGUGCACUCCGUAAAGUUUAGUCAGUGCAAGGGAAAAUGUGAACCUGCAAGCAUUUAUGUAUGGAAAAUGAUGUGAAAUUUCUCCCCUUUAAAACUCAUAUUUGAUUUACCCUGAAAUGACAGCAUGAAAUCCAUUUCAGUUAUGUAGGCCUAGACCUAAAGCUCUGCCUGUCUAGUGUCAGAUAGAUUUUUUUUAUUUGGCCUUUAGCUCUCCCUUACAUCAAUGUUUUGUCAUGUGUUGUUUUAUCUGUGAGCAUGUGGUGGUUGUGUCAACAUCUGUCACUUUGCCUUUCCAACUCAACCUUACCAUUCUGGUGUACAUUUUGCGUGUCUACAGACAUAUGUGCAUGUACAAAGGACAUUGUAGUGGGCAUGCAUAUACUGUACGUCUAUCAGUCUUUCCACCCGUUCCUCCACUUCUUUUCUCUCCCUUCUCUUUCUUUAUGUCUUCUCUGGCUGACAUCAAGGCGAAGGCCAAAACAGGAGAGUUAGGUCUCACCACCAGAGGGCUGGGAAUAGUCUAUAUCCCCAUUGAAUAGACAAAGUAGGUUCCAGGAAUAAGCUUGCUAGAAACAGAACAGUGAUAAUAAAGCAACUUGUGGUAUGUAGCUAUGCAUGUCUUCUUGUGUACCUCAGUUUGUUUUGUAUUUUUUCUUACUCUGUUGUUUCUUCCACCUCCCCUCCCGAUGUCAAAUGUGUUGAACUACACUGAGUAUACCAAUCAUUAGGAACACCUUCGUAAUAUUGAGUUGCACCCUCCCUUUGACCUCAGAACAGCCUCAAUUCUUCAGGGCAUGGACUCUACAGGGUGCCAAAAGCGUUCCACAGGCGCACGUUGACUCCAAUGCUUCCCACAGUUGUGUUAAGUUGGCUGGAUGUCCUCUGGGUGGUGGACCAUUCUUGAUACAAACGGGAAACUGUUAAGCGUGAAAAACCCAGCAGCGUUGCAGUUCUUGACACAAACCGGUGCGCCUAGCACCAACUACCAUACCCAAUUCAAAGACACUUAAAUAUUUUGUCUUGCUCAUUACCCCUCUGAAUGGCACACAUACACAAUCCAUGUCUCAAUUGUCUCGAGGCUUAAAAUCUUCCUUUAAUCUGUCUCCUCCCCUUCAUCUACACUGAGUGAAGUGGAUUUAACAAGUGACAUCAAUAAGGAAAGAGCAGGUGUUCUUAAUAUUUGUAUACUCUGUGUAUGCUGUGUGUUUGUCCGUCUGUGUACAAGCAAUGGAAACCUCAGUAAACCGUUACUUCAUACAGUUCUACAUGGUCUGCUCUGUGGCUUAUUGCAUUUCAAACCGUGAAAUACAUCAAGUUCUCAUCUGUAAACCCUCCUAUGCUGCCUCACUCUAGCCAAGUUCCAAUGACCGUACUAUCAUGGUCCAAUUCAUACUGAGUGGUAUGCUAGUGUGGAUAUUGGGACAUAGCCUCUCUGUGUUGAGGUCCUCUUUUAACCCUGUCUCCCUUUGACUCCUUAGAAACACGGCCUGGUCAUCAUCCCAGAGGGAAUGCCUAAUGGGGACAUCAGCCAUACCGACCCAGCCACAGGGAUCACCGUGGUUACACAGGAGGCUGCCCAGGUGCUGGAGUCAGCAGGAGAAGGGCAUCUGGGUGAGUGGAGGGAACAGAACAGGCUCUCCUAAAGGGAGCACAAAUAAAUGAAUUCAUAUCUGUGAUGUACAUGUGUUAUUUAGUCAAUAAUAAACCAGGGGGCGCGCUUCAUUGUUAUUUUAGCACAGUGGUGCUGCGGUCAUAGGUGUAAGGCACCUUUUUAUAAUCAUAUUUUUUCUCCUUUGCAGAUGUUAGGCUACGAAAGCUUGCGGAUGAAAGGGAUGAACUAUUAGCCCAGGUAUAUAUCUUUCCUCUUCAACCCCAGUUUCCUCUUGACAAUUUUCUCAUGUCUUUUUUAACUGCCUGUUAAGCUAUAAUAAGUAAUGCUGUCCAUUCUGUGUGGUGUCCCUCAGAUCAGGAAGUUGAAAAUGCAACUGGAGGAUGAGAGGCAGAAGAAAUCCAAGAUGGAGAAUGCCUUCACAGACAGAGAGAGGAUGGAGAAUGGCACUGACCUGCACUUCAUUGAGAUGCAAAGUAAGUCCCGUUCCUGCCCAAACCUACAAAAGUUCACACUACCAUUCACACAAACAUACAAAGGCAUACACGUCGCCAUUGAUACAAAGCCUAUGCACACUCACUCAGAGGCUUUCUCUUUAAAUUAAACACUGCCAAAAAGAAACUAACAGCAAGGCUCACAUCUUAAUUCCCUUGUCCUGUGUAAGUACCUGUACUAACUCAAAUGUUCUAAUGUUUUACUCUCUGCAGGAGAUGCCAACAGACAGAUAAGUGAAUACAAGUUCAAGCUCUCGAAGGCAGAACAGGAAAUGGGCACAAUGGAACAAAACGUAAUUCAUGGAAACACUGACAUACUUUUCCCCCCGUCCAUAUGUACCCUAGCUGACCAUAUUCAAACUGCUGAACCAGACACAUUAAUAUACAGUGCCUUCGGAAAGUAUUCAGACCCCUUGACUUUUUCCACAUUUUGUUACGUUACAGCCUUAUUCUGAAAUUGAUUACAUUGUUUUUUUUACCCUCAAUCUACACACAAUACCCCAUAAUGACUAAGCAAAAAUAGGUUUUUAGAAAAUUUAUUACAAAUAAAAAACUGAAAUAUAACAUUUACAUAAGUAUUCAGGCCCUUUACUCAGUACUUUGUUGAAGCACCUUUGGCAGCGAUUACAGCAUCGAGUCUUCUUGGGUAUGACGCUACAAGCUUGGCACACCUGUAUUUGGGGAGUUUCUCCCAUUCUUCUCUGCAGAUCCUUGCAGGCUCUGUCAGGUUGGAUGGGGAGUGUCGCUGCACAGCUAUUGUCAGGUCUCUCCAGAGAUGUUCAAUUGGGUUAAAGUCCGGGCUCUAGCUGGGCAACUCAAGGACAUUCAGAGACUUGUCCCGAAGUCACUCCUGCGUUGUCUUGGCUGUGUGCUUAGGGUCGUUGUCCUGUUGGUGAACCUUCGCCCCAGUCUGAGGUCCUGAGCGCUCUGGAGCAGGUUUUCAUCAAGGAUCUCUCUGUACUUUGCUCUGUUCAUCUUUCCCUUGAUCCUGACUAGUCUCCCAGUCCCUGCUGCUGAAAAACAUCCCCACAGCAUGAUGCUGCCACCACCAUGCUUCAUCGUAGGGAUGGUGCCACAUUUCCUCCAGAGCUGACGCUUGACAUUCAGGCCAAAGAGUUCAAUCUUGGUUUCAUCAGACCAUAGAAUCUUGUUUCUCAUGGUCUGAGAGUGUUUAGGUGCCUUUUGGCAAACUCCAAGCUGGCUGUCAUGUGCCUUUUACUGAGAAGUGGCUGCCGUCUGGCCACUCUACCAUAAAGGCCUGAUUGGUGGAGUGCUGCAGAGAUGGUUGUCCUUCUGGAAGGUUCUCCCAUCUCCACAGAGGAACUCUAGAGCUCUGUCAGUGUGACCAUCGGGUUCUUGGUCACCUCCCUGACCAAGGCCCUUCUUCCCCGAUUGCUCAGUUUGGUCGGGCGGCCAGCUCUAGGAAGAGCUUUGGUGGUUCCAAACUUCUUCCAUUUAAGAAUGAUGGAGGCCACUGUGUUCUUGUGAACCUUCAAUGCUUUUUUGGUACCCUUCCCCAGGUCUGUGCCUCGACACAAUCCUGUCUCGGAGCUCUACGGACAAUUGGUCAUGGCUUGGUUUUUUCUCUGACAUGCUCUGACAUGCACUGUCAACUGUGGGACCUUAUAUAGACAGGUGUGUGCCAUUCCAAAUCAUGUCCAGUCAAUUGAAUUUACCACAGGUGGACACGAAUCAAGUUGUAGAAACAUCUCAAAGAUGAUCAAUGGAAACAGGAUGCACCUGAGCUCAAUUCCGAGUCUCAUAGCAAAGCUUCUGAAUACUUAUGUAAAAUAGGUAUAUCUGUUUAUUUGAAAUUUUAUACAUUUGUUAAAAUUUCAAAAAAAAAACUGUUGUCGCUUUGUCAUUAUGGGGUAUUGUGUGUAGAUUACUGAGGAUUUUAUUUUUAUUUUAUCCAUUUUAGAAUAAGGCUGUAAUGUAAUAAAAAGUGGAAAAAGUCAAAGGGUCUGAAUACUUUCCUAAGGCAUUUUAGUAUUCGAAUGAGAAAAUGAAAAUAAAUGUCAGCUUCAAAGGUGAAGGUUGCAUUUAAUUUGUUUUUGUUUCAUUAUCCUCAUAUCCAGAUCAACAGACUUGAAGGACAAGUGUCCAGAUACAAGGCAUCAGCGGAUAACUCAGAGAAAAUAGAAGAUGAACUGAAAAUUGAAAAAAGGAAACUUCAAAGAGAGGUAAGGAACAAAAUAAAAUAUAAAAAAUUGCAGUGGCCGAUGCUUGAUUUGACGUAAAACAUAGUCUAACCUUUCAUCUCUAACCAUUCCCCUCUUUUUCCCACAGCUGCGGACUGCACUAGAUAAGAUUGAAGAGAUGGAGAUGACAAACAGCCACCUAUCAAAGCGCCUUGAGAAGAUGAAGGCCAAUCGGAACGCCCUUCUGUCUCAGCAGUGA
This is a messenger RNA of Coregonus sp. 'balchen', 6264 nucleotides long. The record is from the annotation of a GenBank genome assembly. Lineage: Eukaryota; Metazoa; Chordata; Actinopteri; Salmoniformes; Salmonidae.